AUGCUGACUCGAGCACAGGCUCAUAUCUUGGAUCCCCAUCUGACGACCAUGAAGAAGAUUACCAUGAAACCCUUGGUGUCCAUAGGUGAGUCUUAUUCUAGAGCCAUGCAGGCUAUGGUGACAAUGCGCAGAUUGCUUCUCUCAUUAACAAGUGGGAGGCACAUCAAGAUAAGGAGCCUAGUCAAGACAUGCACAAGAAAGGACCACAUCAUGAAGCUGAAUCCAACGAGAAAGAAUUGGGUCAUGAAACAUAGUUGGGUGAGAAGUUGCAGGGAAAAGGUGACGUCGCCUCAGUAG
Prunus armeniaca (apricot) is the source of this 297-nucleotide messenger RNA. The record is from the annotation of a GenBank genome assembly. NCBI's taxonomy places the organism in Eukaryota, Viridiplantae, Streptophyta, Magnoliopsida, Rosales, Rosaceae.